Molecule: messenger RNA, 2513 nt
Organism: Drosophila innubila
Lineage: Eukaryota; Metazoa; Arthropoda; Insecta; Diptera; Drosophilidae
Product: probable ATP-dependent RNA helicase DDX43
Exons: 4
Coding region: 329-2473 (714 amino acids)
Molecular function (GO): ATP binding; RNA binding; RNA helicase activity
Source: RefSeq, a predicted model, not a curated record
CAGCCCUGGUUGUAAGCUCAUGUUCAUAUCGGGCGCCCAUUUAAUUUGAGCGAUAAAUUGAUAAAUUGAACGGAUAUUAUUUAUGAGAGUAAAUUAAUGUUUACUUCUUAAUUAAUUGCAGUGAUAUUUUGCUGCACUGCAUUAACGUUUAAUAACAACAACGCAAAUUGCGUCUUCUAGAUUUUUUUUGCUAACGUCGCCAUUUUUCCUGCCAUAUAAAGGAAGUUUACCGUUUUAUUGCUGACAUCGCAAAAAAUUAGCAAAAAAAAAAACGAGUUGAAUUUUGACAUUUCACGUUUUUUGCAAUUCAUACAAAGUAAAGUGUAAAAUGACUGAAUUAAAUUGGGAUGAUCCCAAUUACGUUGAGGAAUCGACAAAAUAUUCGCAAUCGACAUAUGGAAAAUACGGCGAUGAGAAAAACAAACACGACGGUUAUUCGCGUGGACACCGUUACUCCGGCGGAUACGAUAGUAACCGGAGAGAUAAUCGUGAGCACGAUGACAGAGAUAAACGCUCGUCAAAGAGAGAUUAUGCGUUCUAUGAAUCGAUGGAUAUCUCAGAGAAUAUGGUGGGUCGCAUUAUCGGACGCGGUGGAUCGAAUAUAACGCGUAUUCAAAACGAUUUUAAUGUUCGAGUUGAACUCAGCAAAUCCGAAUUGACUGUUAAAAUCUUGGGAGAUUCCGAGUCGAGUGUUAGAGAUGCUCGCAGCCACCUGGAGAAGCAAACUAGCAAUGAAGAUCGGGAGAGGGAUCGGGAUCGGGAGAGGGAUGCUGGAUAUGGAUAUGGUCGUGCUGACAGAGACUCGAACCGAUCUGGCGGAUAUGGUCGUUCUGACAGAGAUCAGGGUGGCGGAUACAGACGUUCCCAAAGAGACCCUGACGGGAAUGAAGGUAAAAGAGGACGCAGCAGCUAUGAAUUUGCGCCAACUCCGGCAGCAACUGAAACUCCAUUGAAUGGCGACUUGACGGGAAAAAUUGAUUGGGAUGCAUUAAACACGGCUUCGGCAAUAGCUCAGGCAGCUCGUUGGGCCAAAUGUCCGCCGCUUACCAAGAACUUUUACAAGGAAUGCCUAGAGGUGGCUGACUUAUCGCCCACGGAUGUGGAAGACAUGCGCAGGGAGAGCAACAACAUCUCGGUGGCACAUGUGUUCGAGGCAAAGGAGGGCGAAGUGCUGCCCCCCAUUCCGAAUCCGGUUUGGCGCUUUGAACAGUGCUUUGCCGAGUAUCCCGAUUUGUUGGAGGAAAUUCAGAAGCAGGGAUUCCCCAAGCCAUCGCCCAUACAGUCGCAGGCAUGGCCAAUACUGCUCAAGGGUCACGACAUGAUUGGAAUUGCCCAGACUGGAACAGGGAAGACGCUGGCCUUUCUGCUGCCCGGCAUGAUACACACGGAGUAUCAGAGCACGCCACGCGGAGCAGCACGUGGUGGUGCCAACGUGCUGGUCUUGGCGCCAACACGUGAACUUGCUCUCCAGAUCGAAAUGGAGGUGAAGAAGUACUCCUUCCGCAAUAUGAAGGCCGUCUGCGUUUACGGCGGAGGCAGUCGUCAAAUGCAAAUUUCGGAUGUGGAACGUGGUGCAGAGAUUAUCAUUUGUACACCCGGUCGUCUAAAUGAUCUCGUCCAAGCGGGAGUCAUCAAUGUGUCGUCAAUUACCUAUCUGGUGCUUGAUGAGGCCGAUCGCAUGCUUGACAUGGGAUUUGAGCCGCAAAUUCGCAAGGUUCUACUCGACAUUCGUCCCGAUAGACAGACGAUAAUGACAUCGGCCACCUGGCCGCCUGGUGUGCGUCGUCUGGCCCAAAGCUAUAUGAAUAAUCCCAUUCAAGUAUGCGUUGGUUCCCUCGACUUGGCAGCCACACACUCCGUGAAGCAGGUGAUCGAGUUGCUGGAGGAUGACAGGGAAAAGUUUAGCGCGCUCAAAUCAUUUGUUAAAAACAUGACAAAGUCUGAUAAAAUCAUUGUAUUCUGCGGUCGCAAGGCACGUGCCGAUGAUGUCUCCAGUGAUCUGUCCCUGGACGGAUAUUCGACGCAGUGCAUCCACGGCAACCGAGAGCAGAGCGAUCGGGAGCAGGCUAUAGCCGACAUUAAGUCGGGCUUUGUUCGCAUUCUCAUUGCCACCGAUGUGGCAUCUCGUGGUCUGGACAUUGAGGACAUUACACAUGUUAUCAACUAUGAUUUUCCGCGUAAUAUUGAAGAGUAUGUCCACCGUGUGGGCCGUACAGGCAGAGCCGGACGCAAGGGAACAUCUAUUAGCUUUAUAACACGCGAGGAUUGGGCCAUGGCGCAGGAGCUGAUCAAAAUUUUGGAGGAGGCUGAUCAGGAAGUGCCAGAACAACUGCGGGACAUGUCCAAGCGUUUCUCGGCUAUGAAGGAACGUCGUGCCAAUGAAGCUGGAGGAGGACGCGGCUUUGGAAGUGGUGGUCGUGUAGGAGGGGGAGGCGGUGGACGUGGAGGAGGCGGUCGUCGUGACCGUUACUAGACCAUUGAACCAUACUCGCAUUAUGCAAUGAAGCAACAAA